Messenger RNA from Schistocerca americana (American grasshopper), 12033 nucleotides. RefSeq names its product apoptotic protease-activating factor 1 (gene Dark). Gene Ontology annotation, biological process: regulation of apoptotic process. NCBI's taxonomy places the organism in Eukaryota, Metazoa, Arthropoda, Insecta, Orthoptera, Acrididae. The record is from RefSeq and is a predicted model, not a curated record. Gene Ontology annotation, molecular function: ADP binding; protein binding. The transcript has 19 exons. The coding region runs from base 511 to 4548 and encodes 1345 amino acids.
UUUCGAUGUUAGCAGACGACGACACUGUCCCUCGCACCCAUAGCCCAUCAAUGUGAAUUUAAGAACUGAACUUUGAUGUUGCAUCCCGUACAGUUCGUCAUUUGAAAUGCAAUUGUUGAAUGUAUUGAAGUUCUGCUCCGUCACGUGCGAAUCGACCUUCAACACUUUGAUGAAAUUCUCGCGGUCGUGUGUGAAACACUCUGCAAAUAACAUGUCAUUUGUCAACUAGAAGAGGUCUUUGCACUCUUCCAAGGACGAGCAAUUGUUUGAAUGUACAAACAAAUAUUAUCGGCGACGUAUGCUAAUUGUUUAUAGUUUACAAACACAGUAAACAGUUGCUUGGUCUGUUGUGAUGGUGAUAAGAUGCUUCGCUAAUUCUUAUCGCAAGAAAGGAGCAUAUGGUCAAUUCGAACAAAUGCAGUUAUUGGAGCCGUAUUUGUUAGUGACUUUGGUGACUAAUUUCCCUUUGCUGGUGUUGGGAAAGUACCGCAGGUGCCACAGAUCAGUAGGAUGGAUACGAUAAAGAGGUUAAAACUGCAGAACCUGAGAGAUGAAAUUGUUCAAGAUCUUGACGUUGACGACAUUGUGGACGGCCUUCUUUCAUCUGGCGUAAUAACUGAAGAGGAACGGGAAAGUAUAUUUUCUGAAAAAACACGAAAAGCCAGAGUACGUCACUUGCUCGAUUUGCUUCCAAGUAAAGGCUCAUGUGCGUUUGAUAAUUUCGUGAGAAAUCUGAAGAAUGAGUACCAGUGGCUUUAUUCAAAGUUAAUAGAGGACACUGAUCCAAGUCAAGAUGAAGAAAAAUUUCUAGAUGCCUUACUGUUAGGUGGAAUACCUCGCACCCCACCACACAACGUAGAAAGACAGGAGACUCUUCUGGAAUUACGUGCGAGUUUAAAGUCUUUAACUCGAGGCAAUUAUAUUGUGUUGCAUGGAAUGACUGGUAGUGGGAAGUCCUGCUUAGCUGCAGCUGCUGUGGAGAAUCUUCCACUGGUUACUAAAUCUUUCAAGAACUGCGUUUUCUGGCUGAGUGUGGGUGAUUCUGGAAGUAAUGUCUUGUCUCAUGUGAAUCACCUUUUGUGCAAGUUGCAAGCUACAGGGAGAGUGUUUCCUGAUGAAUUUCAGAGGCAGGAACUUAUGAAUCUGACUUGGUUCCGAGAAACACUUAAACGAUACUACACAGAUAAAGAUUUAAGAGAAGGUCUUCUUAUAUUGGAUGAUGUCGCCUCAAGUGAUGUCAUUGAUGCAUUUGACAUUGGCUGUAAAAUACUUGUUACAACGAAGGAUCUUGAAGUGAUGAGAAAAGUGCGAGGAAGGAUAAGCAAAACUAUUAAACUGAAUGAUGGUUUCAAAGAAAUAGAGACAUUGUCAUUGUUUGCUAAGUGUAUAAAUCAAACAAUUGAAGAUCUACCCCAUGAGGCAAGACAAAUACAUCGUCUUUGCAAAGGCAUUCCCAUGUUGGUAGCUCUUAUUGGUGCCAAUCUAGAAGAGCACAGUGAAGAUGCGCGUUCUAACAAAGGAAGAUGGAAUAACUUCAUUACAAUGCUUAAAUCAAAACACUACAGCUCCCCUGGACGCAGUACAUUUUACCAAGAUGAACUGUUAAGUGCAGUUGGGAUGUCUGUGGGAAAUCUACCAGAAUAUCAGAAGGAAAGAUUCCAGGAUUUUGCACUAUUUAAAGAAGAUGUGAAUAUCAAACCUGAGGUGCUUCAAGUUCUUUGGUCCCUUAACAAAUAUGAAGUAGAAGAUAUUAUGUCAUAUUUUGUUAAGAAAUCUCUAGCUGUCUCAAAAUGGAAUGAAGAACUCAAUAGUUCUGUGUAUGGAAUUCAUGAUAUUAUCUUGGACUACUUAAAAUUUGGGCUAACAAAGGAAAAGAAAAAGGAACUACAUAGAAAAUUGCUGGAAGCAUACAGUAAAAUCUGUGAUGGUGAUUUUUCAAAAUUACCAAAUGAUAAUUAUAUAUAUACCUACAUUGGUUACCAUAUUGAUGAGGCUGAAAUGUGGGAUUUAUACUCCAACCUUUAUAUAAGUUUACCUUUUGUCCAAGCAAAGUUGAAAGUCACUGGACCAGGUGACCUGCUUCUGGACUACAGAAAAUAUAGGAUUAACAUAGAUAAAGAGCAAGAGGAUUUGAAAGCAGUUGUUGAUGACUUUGAAAGAUUUGUGCACUCCCAUGGUUUGGAUUUGUACAAGUAUCAAGAUCUUGAUGCUGUUCAGUGUGCACUUAAAGAACCUAGACAGAGUUUUGUUUUUAAUGAGGCUUAUAAAAUUGCCAAGGAAUGUAAUACAAGGCUUUACCUUGAACAUAUCCUUAACCAAGAUUUCUCUUCAGACACACAAAGUCUUCCAGUAGAAGGCGAAGCUGUAACUGCCUGUUUUACACAUAGUGAAAAUAAGAUUAUUGUUGGUUGUUAUGAUGGAUCUAUAAAUCUAUUGGCAGUCGACUAUAAACAUAUACUUCACUCAUUUCAAGGCCAUAAGAAGCAGAUAACAUGCCUACAAUGCCACUCAAGUAAUAAAAUAUUCCUGUCAUCUUCAGAAGAUGGUACAGUAAAAUUAUGGAGUUUGGAGGAUAUCAUUGACAAGAAAACAGAGAAACAGAAAUCGGGUGACAGUGGUACUGUCAGAACACCAUCUCCUCGUCUUCGUCAAACUAGUUGGAGUAAUAUGUUUUCUGAAAGUGGGUCGGAUGACAAAAGUAUUUUCACAUUCAGUAAACACAAAGGUGCUGUCUCUUGUGCUUCUUUUGCACACAAAAAGAAUGAAGUGGUGUCAUGUUCUGUUGAUGGAUGUGUGAAGGUGUGGGAUAGUGAAACAGGGGCAGAGAAGUUGCACAUAGAUGUUCCCAAUAAUAGCAAACCUAAUAGCUGCACUUUCUCUAAUGAUGAUACUCUGUUGUAUUUUGGUGGGGAAGAUUCACACCUUUAUGUAUAUAGUGCAGAAUUUGGUACAUUCCUUUCAGGAUUGGGAAAUGAUGGACCAAUAGUGACAAUUUUAGGUAUCCCAGAUUCUGAGUAUGAGGUAAUUGUUGUAACUGAAGAUUCAAUAAUAUGUUGGAGUUGGGAAGGUGUUAACACUACACCUCCUGAAAAUGUCAUAACCAGUGGUGAGAUAACAGCUACAUUGUCACUUGAAGAUUUGGAAAAACAGGUUCUAGGACGCUGUAAAGGCACAACAUUUGUAUGUGCCACAAUAACGGAAGACAGUGAGUUUGUCAUUACUGCAUCUUCAAACCAUAGUGUCUGCAUUUGGGACAUAAAUCCAAACGCACCAUAUAUUGUAAAAGAAUACCAUGACCAAAGUGGGGAUAUAUACUGCCUGAGCUCUAUCAGUGUAGAUAGCAGUAUACACAGAUUUCUGUCAUGUACCAAUAAAAAUGUCAGACUCUGGAAAUUUGAUCCUUCUGCUUCUGGGAAUAAUGUCACUCUUCUAAGCACAUUUGAUGCAUUAUGGCAAAGUGACGACCUUAAUUUUACACUGCCUUUAUUUGCUGUUGCAGACAACACCAACAAAGUACAGGUUCUUCGAGGCAAAGAAUUGGUUUGUGAGUCAUCAAAGGAAGAGACCCAAAUCACAUGCUGCAAAUUUGUUACAACAAACUGUGUUGUAUAUGGAUGUGCAGAUGGUAUGGUAAAACUUUUUGAAGUAGAACCCAACAAAGUUUUGCACAUUAUGAAACUUAAUAAACCAGUGGUAUAUUUGGAUGUCUUUAAGUCUGUAAAAGAAAUAACAAUAACCGCAGGUGAUCAGACUGAGCUGAAGAUGUGGCAUUUAUCUGGUGAAGUACUUCCUUGUUAUGGGAUCAAAGAUCUGGUUGUGAAAUGUUUUUUGUUGUCUGAUACAAGAAAAAUGUUAUCAUGCUCUAAGGAUGGAAGUGUAAAGGUUUCAAGAAUUGAUACCGGGGAAUUGGAAGAAGUGAUAGUUGGCCAAAUACGAGAUGCUACAAUCACUGGUGCUGAUUUCUGCCCUCACCAAGAGAUACUGGCUAUGGCUGACAAAAACAAUUGCUUUCAUAUCAUUUGGCUUACUAAUUCUGAAAGGGAACUCUAUUCUGAAACAAAAAGAGUAUCCAGCCCUCCACAUUGCUGUUGUUUCUCACAAUGUGGUCAGUUGAUAGCACUUGGGCAAGAAAAUGGCAGUAUUUAUAUUUGGAAUGUUACCAAAAAUUCCAUUCACUGUGAACUUAGUCAUCACCGUAGCCGAGUUAAGGAUAUUACAUUUGCACCAGGGGUUCCCGAUGGUGCCCUCCUUGUCAGUGUUGCGGAAACUGUGGCAUGGUGGAGUGCAGCACUGGCACACAAGUGCCAUCCCAACCGAGGUCGUCGCAGGCAGAGCCAACCUCCUUUUAACUUAUCGCUUCUCCCUGUGGAACCAACUCUUGCAGACGUUUGGAUGACCAAAAUUUCUCACACAGGAAAUUGCUAUCUUCUUGGUUGUUUGAAACUUGCAGGUGCUGAUGCUGGACAGAUUGUUUGUUCUCCUGACUUCUCACAAUUUGCUACUGUGGAUUCUGCGGGCUUCAUUUAUUUACUUGGUGUGAUAAACUAGAGGCCAAAAAAUGUGUGUCAUAUAUUUUCCUGUUAGUGAUGUAUUGUUGUGAUGUAAAAUUGUACAGUUCCUUUUUCUUUCCCACUUUUCUGUGCUUUCACAGUGUGAAGAGGAACUCAGGGAAAGUCAUUUCUUUUCUGGUCUCUCGUUUUAGUGUCCAUCUUCCUUUUAAAUUGUAACUCAAUCAUGGGACUGAAUAGUCUGAUUGUGAGAUGAUCCUUUCCUAAUUUGAUGGCGAGAAUAGGCAGUUAAUGUGUCUGUUAGCAAACAAAGAAAAAUUUUAUAAGGUUAUUUUAUAGUGUUAUUUCAUAUUGUAUAUUAUAAUUGUUUAGUAAAUUUUUAUAAGCUUAUUUUAUAGUGUUGUUUCAUGGUAUGUAUUAUAAUUGGGUAAUACAUGUUCAGAUGCUCAGAAUGUGUGUGUGUGACCAGAGUUGAACUCGGUGUUUUAAACAGGCAUCUCAAUGGUGUGAUGAUGUGACAAUAACUCUUUUCUGUCACUAAUUAUGGUGUUCAGUAUUCAGAUGUAGUUUUUCAGUUAAACAUCAAUACCUGUUAUGCAUUUAUGACGUAUGUCAUUAAGAGCUGGGUCUGAGUGCAAUGAUUUGAUUUUGCUAAGGUUCAGUUUUAAGCAUAGGAAGUCGUACUUUUACUACCCUAUUGCCUAUGGGCUGCAUAAGGGAACUGCUGGUGAAAGUGAAGCUGUAAUCCAUAAUUUUGUAAUUCAUUUGGUGCUAUUUCAUUUUUGUAUUAUUAUUAUUAUUAUUAUUAUUAUUAUUAUUAUUAUUAUUACUACUACUACUACUACUGCUAUUAUAUUUUGUCUUCAAAUAAUGGAGUUGUGAAAAAACAGUUACAUGAGUGGAAAACACACACACACACACACACACACACACACACACACACACACACACACACACACACCACCACCACCACCACCACCACUGUAUUGUAUUUCAUAAUUUAAUUUCAGACUGUGAUAUUGGUUUGCACGUGUUACCCUUUUGAUUUUUUAUAGUUUGGUAUGUGAAUAAAUUGCUUUAGUUUUUAACUAAUGUUUUUCUUGGAGAAUAUUAGUUAAAAGUCAACUGUAUUGCUCAAUCUUUUCACACAGAUUAUAUUUAUGAAUGGUAUGUGACAUUACAAUACUGUGUACAGUAUAAAUCUGAAAAUGGGGAUACUAUCAUGCAUAGAUUAAUUGUACUGAUUUACGUUUAGGAAGAAAUUACUUUGUUGUGGGUUUUAUAUGUUGUUUGUUUCAAAUUUUUUUAUGUUUUUGAUUUUUCAUUAAAUAUACUUAACAGGAAUGCACAUGUGUACAGCAAGGAACACACAUUUUUGUCUCUAAAACUGAAACAUUGUUCUGAAAAUUUCUGAACUGAUCCCUCAGUCCAACUAAAAUGCAACUACUCAGUUCUAUUGCAUCAGACAUUUCUAGCACUGUGUUGAUGUUGAAGUAUGAGUGUUACAAAUUAUACGAGCACAUACUUAAGAGGCAUCAAAAUUGAAACUGUGAAGUCAUGGCAUUAGUAAAAUAUAAUAAUAAAAAAUAGCAUCAACAAACUUUGAGCUCAGUGGUGGCUGAUGCCUAAAAUGAAUGGGGGCUCACUACUUUUACUGCAUUAUGCAGUUGAAUUUUCUAAAUUACUUAAAAUAUUUCUGUAGCUAUAAAGUUAUCUUAAAAUGGACCUGACUACAUUCAUGGGGCUGAAUCUCUUGUAGAGGUAUAUUUAUGUAGAAAGUCCAUCCUCCAUUCCUUUUUUUUCCAUCUGUCGAUGACUCUCUCAUUGAAAUCUGGAAGCCUAUGGAUCAUUUCCUCUAUAGAUAGCAUGGAAAGAGCAGGCGGCUUAGUGAAGUACUGGAAAACAGUUUUACUUGUGUAUUUUGACUUGUAGCUUGGGCAAGGUUUAGUUCAAUUGGUGUGCAUAACAAUGCACAUCAUAUGCAAAAUGAUACUCUUCUCUUACAAUUGUUCGGAUACUUGUAUGUUGGCUGCACAUGAAUCAGGCACCAGCACAAAUUUGAGGUUUACUUUUUCUUCCUGUUCUUGGGCAGCAUCAGCCUGGACAUUUUUAAUACAAUCUGCUAAGAAGGAAUCUUUAUUUAAAAGGAGAUUUAACAAUAUCCAAAACUGUUCAAGAGGCUGUCCAGAAGAUAAUAGGUAUUGAAAUACUGCAACCAACUGAAAUUUUCUGUUGUAGCUGUUUCUGCAUUAAUUUUUUCAUGACAGUCAUGUAACAUACACCCUAGUAAAUCAUUUUGUAUAUCCUUGAAUGUACACUUAAAAACUGUAUCAUUGCUCAUGUGCUGUUUUGUAACAGCGUCUAAAGCUGAUGGGAAAUUUAUUAGCCCUCUGAAUAUUCCACGAUCAUUAAAUUCUGAUGUUUCAUCAUGCCCAUAUAAGACAAGUUCAAACUCACCACAGAAUGUAAUACAAUCUGUUAUUUUGGAAAGACCGCAGUGAUUCUUUCUUAUGUUGUCACUGUGUCUUUCUAUAUCCUGUCUGAAAGUUGAGGUAAGCUGUUCUUAAUUUCUAUUUUCCCAAGGACUGAUAUAUCUAAAUAGCAUUCUUACAUGCAAUAGAUUCCUUGUGCUUCUUAACAUUCUGUGUUAGAUGACUUAGAUAUGACAUGUGAGUGCAUGUCCAGCCUGUAUCUUUACCCUUAAUAAACAGCAACCAUGGAAAACAAAAUAGUUUAUUUUUAGAAAUGCAAACAUAAAUCCAACUAUACAUUUAAAGACCUGUGAAAUAUCUUCCUGUGACUUGUUUCCCCUUGUUUUAAUUUGGGCAGAAGCAUUGGCCUACCAAGCUUCUUUUUUUUCACACUUCUCUUACAGGCUUAAAGCUGAGAAAUAUGUUUCUAAAAGAUACUGAACACUGUUCAUUCUUCUUUGAAAACAAACUCCCAGAACAGAUGAAUCUGCAUGGAACACUAAAGCACAAUAAAUAACACCAUUACAGUGAAGGCACACAUGCAAACAGCUCCAGUUGUGGGCUGCAGCCAUUCAGUUCAGGUCAAUUCAUGUGUUUCUACCAGAAUCCAACUUGCAUUUGAGUUGGUUCUUCCACCAGUGCAAAUGCACAUACUUCUAGCAACAUUUCCUCUUGCCCCGCCCUGCCAAAGGAACCCCCUUAAGCUGACUCACAAAGGUUCAGAAGAGAAAUUGAACUUCAUCAGUGCCUGGGCAACACUGAGGCACAUGUGUGUGCUAUCUGAACAACUUAAAAGUUUUUCAGAGAAAAAGUGAUAUAAUAAAUAGGUACAUUUACAUAUUUCACAAUCAACUUUUUCUGGUGGUUCACUGAAGCACUGAAAACAUAGGGUGUGCCAUCGCUGCUUGAGCUGUUAAAACAUGUGACUGCUGCUUCAGGAACUGAAGCUUAUGCAGCAUAUGUGAAGAAGUUUAGCAAAGUAGUUCACAUUUCAAAAGGAUGAAAAUCCACUCAAAACUACAUGUCAGAAGAGAUGACAAGAUACACACCAGGAAUCAGAAAUAACAAUGGAGUGUAACAGCAGGUGUAACAGACAACCAACCAAUUGCAAUAAAUGGUGGUUUUCAAUUAACCUUUACCACAGUUCCAACAGAUUUAAACCCGUCUUCUUCAGAAGGACAAUAAACCUGCAUACAAUGCAAUAAUAUAACUUACAAUCAAAACAUUGUGGACCAAUAUAACGUGUCAAACAGAAACUGCUACCUACAACAUGUUUAGGCAUGUCACAAGCAACAUGUACAUCCAUAUGUAAAAGUUAAGACCCCUAGAAUCAAGGGCUUGUCACAUCAGUAAACCCAAUCUCAUAAAAUACAAGGCCAUGUUAAGAGAGAAAUGCCAACUAAGGGAGAGUGGAGAGCAUGAAUACCAAGAAAAUAAAUCUGAGGCGCAUGUGCUGAUAAACAUGUGCACUUGGCAGCAUAAUAUUGGUCCAUGGUGUUUUGAUUUAAGUUAUGUUAUCGCAUUGUAUGCAGGUUUCUUGUCCUUCUGAGGAAGAUGAGUUUAAAUCUGUUGAAACCGUGGUAAAGGUCAAUUGAAAACUACCAUUUAUUUUAACUGGUUGGGUGUCUAUUACACCUGCUGUUCUGUAACCAUCGCUGUAGUGCAGCCAUGUUCAAAAUAAUGGAGUGUAACACCCAGGGUUCAAAUUCCAUACCAACAGUUACAUCAGUUUUUAUACCUCCUGUAUUAUGUUAAUAUGCAGAGCUAUACAGUAGAAAAACAGGUUGUGAUUACAAGAAGAAAGCAUUUUACAAGGAAGAAAGCUGAAGUCCUUUAGGAGAAUCAAGGAAGGCAUGGAUGAGAAGUGAAAGAGUCAAGGUAGUAGGAAAAUAAUAAGAUGACUUUUAUGGGUGCUUUUUGUGUGGCUGGAGUCUUUUCUUCCCCUCCAUGGAGAGCUGGUUCAGCUUCAUGAAUCUCACUUCUGAUGAUCUCAAUGACCCUCCCAUUGUGGCUGUAAUAGUUAAGUGAGGCAGACUGAUUCCAAUCUACUUAAAAUGACUACAUGAAUCUAGCUAGCUGUUUUCACAGCGUUGAUGUAUAUAGGCCAGAGAAACAAUCCUGUGCCCAACCAUUGACAGUAAUUGGAGCAUCUAGAGCAAGGCUGCCAGCAACAUAUUUAGGCUUCAGAUAGAUUUCAGACUUGUGAAAAGUUACAUUCUUUUAUUGGGCUCCAGUGGCAAAACAAAAGAAAACCUGUGUUGAGUUUCUCAAUAACCUGCUCUGCUCAGUGUAGUCUGUGCAGUCUUUCUACAUAUUUCCCCUUAUCCCACAAUUCCUUCCAUCAGGAAACCUUUGGCAAUGGAAGUUCCUCUUUGUAAUACUUUUAAUGCAUAUAUUGCUGUCAGUUGUACCAAAAGGUACUUCAGUUUCAAUAUUGGAUGAAAGAUUAUCUCAUUAUCUUGUGGCUGUGUUCUUUGAAUGGAUGUAAUGCAGAAUGCAAAACUAAAUACAACUUUUCAUCACUUUCUUUGUAUGAGGUACCACAGCUGUGAAUUUAUUAAAGAGUUUAAAUAAAUACGAAUUAAUUUGAAGUAAAUAUGCAUGCAAAGAUAUACAUAUGGUAUAUUAUUGUAUUAAGAGCUUGUAACUUAAUGCUGAUAAUGUAAAGUGGACAUUCCAGGGUUCAAAUCAAUAUAUUAUAUUUCUUGAUAUUGCACUACAGUUUUUCAUGUUGUUAUUCAGGUGUAUAUUAUGUACCUUUUAGUGCAGUCAUAUUGUUGUGUACCUUCACAUUGUUAUUUUUUGUGAAUAUAGUCAAAUGCUCAUGUUAAUGGCUGGUAAAAUAACAGCCUUAGAAUAUAUUCAUUAAAGCUCAGACACAACCUGACAAAGGCGACAAAUGUUAAUGUGUUGUGAAUAUUUAUUUGUAAGCUGUAAAUUAAUUACCGGACUAAGUGUUCACUAAAAGCAGUAUUAAUGAGGCUUAGCAGUUGAAGAGAUCACAAUGCGAGAAGGGUUUUUAUGGAGAACUUUUAUACUUUUUUAUGAUUUUAUUUCUCUGUUAAUGAUAAUUCUUUUUACGUUGUUCUUUGAUGGCCUCUUUAUGUAGCCAACAAUUUGUUUAAUUUUUUUUACAUGUUUAUAAGACUGUAAAUGACUUUAAUGAUGACAAGGUGGAAUGUAAGAAUUUCAGGAAAUUAAUUCUAAGCCAAACUUUCAUAUGGUAUACCACCAUAUAUUGUAUAUGGUACAAUACUUGUGGAACAUUUUUAUGCUAAAUAUUAUGUAGAUUAUGGGGAAUCUGGUCUCUCUUCUUUGCCCCAUAAGCCAAAGAUUACAAAUCUCUUGGUACUUUGCAACUUGGCACUAACCUGUCUUUGAAUUAAUGAUGAAUUGCAGAGCUGCGGCAUUGCAAGAAACUAUUUCCCAUGGAAACCUAUGCCCAUCUUAAUGACAUUGUCAGCUUCAUCCCAUUCACCUUAACAGUCAUGAAAGUGGUAAAUGUGGUCCAUUAUUUCCCUUGCUGUAUUGCAUUUCCCUAUUCAACAAACUGUAUUGUAAAAGAAGCUGUACACAACAGUCUAAAAGUCUUAAAUAUUCUCUUCAUUACUGAACUGGGGUAGGAAAUUAACAUCCAAUUCAGUGUGAACCCAGUCUCUGGUUUUGAACAUGCAAGAUUAUCGUGUUGAAUAAAUUGUCCCUUUCUGGUCAAAAAUCAGUGCUGAUGGUGCCAUUUCAAACAAGUGAACUUCAUUUACUUUCAGUGGAAUAAAACGUACCAAAUUGCAUUUGUCAUCUGCCUUUCACCACACUUACUUAUCCUUCUUCUUGUUUGCAUGUUAGGGUUGGUUUCCUGCUGAUCAGUUUCAACUGUCUCUUGUCUAUUGUGAUUUUCUAGUAUGAAAACGAUCUUUUGUGUAUAUUCAACCACAGAAUCUAGACUGCUUUUAUCCUAAGAAAAAGAAGGCUGUAUUUAUUUCCAGUUUUAAUGAAGGCAAUAAUGUUGCACCCAGUCUUCUACUUAUUUUAUUUUAUUUUUUAAAUUUUUUUUUUUUUUUUUCAUCAAGUUGUUGGUCUGUCAAGUUGCAUAGCACCAAACUGCAUAGUAACAAUGCAAAAGAUGUUUUUUAAAUAAUCAAGUUUAAUUGGAAGGACAACACAUACCACAUCUGUGGGUUUCAUAUAAAGUAAUUAUGGUAUCAAUAUGAACUCAUAAAAUAUGUUUAGAGUCAACAUAUAAUCUUCUGCCUUCCAUAUAUGGGAAAUUAUUUUUCCCGUGCAUUGUUGCCCCCCUUUCCUCAAUAAACAAACCCCCCUCCUCCCACCCCAAUAAACAAACUUAAAGGUACAUUAUCCUGCCUACUGUCAUAUGACAAUUUAUUUUCUCUUAUGGAGUAACACUUAUUUUAUAACUUAUGAAGGCUGGCUUCAGAUGAUCUGAAGUUGCAAAUAAAUUGAACUCUGUCUCAGUUAGUUGAGUAAUGGAAAUAUGUAUUGUGCUUGGGCUGUAAGAGGCAUUGAUAUAAUGUGGUACAACGGCUGUAUAUAUUAUUCUUUUAUGUGUUGUGGUUUGCUGGAGAUUUCUUGUUUAUAUGUAUUAGUAUGUUGUCAUUAAUAAGUAAAUAGAUAAAAAUACGUUUUUUGGAUGUUACUUAACAUUAUAGCUGUUACACAAUAAUCAAAGUGCCAGUUCCCAAGUUUUUCUUACUUAUCUCCCCCUCUUUCUCCACUUCAUCCCCCCCCCCCCCCCCACACACACACACCUCUUUUCCUCUCUCUCUCUCUCUCUCUCUCUCUGUCUCUCUCUCUCUCUCUCCAGCAAUAUAGAAACAUAUAAUGCUAACUGUUAGUGCUCUCUAUCUGAAUCCAUGAUAUCCAUUUUUAAUCAAUGGACACCACACCUGCUAAAAAAGGAAAUACUAUUUUUGAAAUUGUAAUGUAUUAAUAAUAAUGCAAAGUAUCAACAUAAAGCAAUUUUUUUUUAUAUCGUUUUAGUUGUGUGGUGGGGUUUAAGUUUGUAUUUUAUAUCUUCAGUUUUGUAAUAGUAUUUUAUU